Molecule: messenger RNA, 2517 nt
Organism: Fraxinus pennsylvanica
Lineage: Eukaryota; Viridiplantae; Streptophyta; Magnoliopsida; Lamiales; Oleaceae
Source: the annotation of a GenBank genome assembly
AUGGAAGACGAACUGGCUGCUGCUGGGAACAGGCUUCUUCAGCCUCUGGAUUCUGUUGAUGAACUCCUGCCUUUGCUUGAUCAAACUGAGGUUAAUCUCUCAAAAGUGGAGCAGUCACCUUCCAGAACCAUGCAAACUGCUCUUUCUUCACUGAUGAAGGCAUUGGUUGCGGAUGAGCUUUUGAAGCAUUCAGAUAUUGAUGUGAAAGUUGCAGUAGCUUCUUGCAUAAAUGAAAUAACCAGAAUUACUGCACCAGAAGCUCCAUAUGAUGAUGAGAAAAUGAAGGAUAUCUUUCAAUUGAUUGUAUCAUCCUUUGAGCAUUUAUAUGACAAAUCCAGCAGAUCUUAUGCUAAGAGGGCCAUGAUACUGGAAACUGUUUCCAAAGUGAGGUCAUGUGUCAUCAUGUUGGAUUUAGAAUGUGAUCAAAUGAUAACUGAGAUGUUCCAGCAUUUCUUUAAAGCCAUAAGAGAUUAUCACCCAGAAAAUAUAUUCUCUUCCAUGGAGUCCAUUAUGACUCUCAUAUUAGAAGAAAGUGAAGAUAUUUCUCCAGAACUGCUUACCGUCCUUUUGGCCAGUGUGAAAAGGAACAGCGAGGAGCUUCUGCCAGUUGCAAUGAACUUGGGGGAGAGAGUAUUUGAGAAUGAGGUCGUCGCUUCUAUCUGCAAAGAGACUGACGGUCCUGUUGGUCAUAACAUCGACAGUACCCAUGGCGACCAGUUGGUUAUUGAGAGGACUUCUGCUAGUGAUUCUUCAGAUCGGGUUUUGCCAACCCAGGUGGCUAUAGAUUUUACAGAAGAGACAAGUUUUGUAGAACAAAAUCUCAAUGCGAAAAGUUCACCCAAGGCAAUUGUGAGUAAUGGUGUUGACGAGGCUGGAAAUAGAGGAAUUGUGACUGAUGCAGAUUUUAAGAAGGAAGAAUCCCUUGAUGAUAAAUUGACAUCCAAGACCGAGUCUGAUGAUUUGGUCGCUCAAAAACCAAUUAGUUCAGAGCCUAAGCCUGAGCAAGCUUCUAAUGAAAUAGGAGGGGAACCUAACUCUUCAAAUAAUAUAAUAGGAACUUCUAAUAUUGUUGAUGGUGAAAAAGAAACGGAGCAAGUGUCGGAUCAGCAAGACAGUGAGGGCAAAGUUAUUCGUGUUUCCCCUGGUGAAGAGGCAUCAGUUGGGACAGCACAAUCUUUGGACAAAGUAAAAGAGGCUGGGAAUAAUCUUUCUCCAAAAAAUCUUUCUAACAGAGAGGCUCUAAAUGUUGUAUCUCCAUCUCCAACUGGUAGUCUUCAUGACGAGAGUCGUCCUAAGAAGGGUCGGAAGAAAAGGAAAGAAAGCUUGAUUAAAGAAAAGAGAGUUUCUGAUGAUGCUGCUUCUGAGAAGGCAUUUGAUGGAGCAAGUGACUUGGAAGCAAAGAAGAGGAGGCGCGUAGGAAGAAAAGAACCUGCUGAGAUUUCUAAUGAGAAUGAAGUAUUGGCUGAGAAAGAUGCAAGCAAAGAUGGUGGCCCCACGAGUCAUUCAGAGGAAAAAUUGCCAAAUGAGACUGUCAAACCAGUGGGUUCCAAUAAAAGAAAGAAGGAUGGAUCCUCAUCAAAGAAGGAAAAUGGCAUCAAGCGUGGGCGUGUAAAAGCUGGAGUAGCGAAAGAUGUAUUGAAAUCUUCUGCAAAAGAUGAUGCCAGACACACGGUUGCUUCGCUGAGGUCUCCUAGAAAAUCAAAUAAAGAUGAAGGCAACCAGGAAGAAACCCCAAGGAUGAGUAUCAAAAGGAAGGGUACUCCAAGCACGGACAAAGCAUCCGGGACUAUUGAGUAUGGUGAGAACUUGGUUGGUUCAAAAGUUAAAGUUUGGUGGCCAAAAGAUCGCGCGUUUUAUGAAGGUGUUGUUGGUUCUUUUGAUUCUGUCAAAAAGAAGCACAAGAUAUUGUACAAGGAUGGAGAUGAAGAGAUAUUAAAUCUUAAAAAUGAAAAGUGGGAAUUUGUUGAAGGUGGCUCGGCGAUGGAUGCGGGGCAACCAGUUGAAUGUGCAAGUGCUGAUAUUCCCUCUGAAAUGAAAACGAAGAAAGCUAAAACAAAUCCCGAGGCAUCAAGUAAUGAUGGAAAGAUGAAAAUAUCACGUAAAAGUAAACUGAAAAACACCGCAACAAGAUCUGGUAAAUCUAAGCAGGAUGCCAAAGCUGACCCUAAGGCUGAUGAUGACACCUCAAGUUCUGGUGGUAAAUCUCUUGAGGAUUCCCCUAAAGCAUCAGGCAAAACUAAAGACGUUGAUGCGGUGAAGACUUCUGGUCAUUCUAAGCAAGACACACAAAAGACUCCCAAGUCUAAAGAAAAGAGCCCUCGAAGUUCCCAUACAGUCGGUGCUAAUGGUAAGCGCAAGACGAAAUCCAGUAUGUCGAAGUUUUUGAAAGAAACUGAUCAUGUAAAGGAGAAAACAAACGAUUCUGGGAAAAGGUCAGAGAUCAAGAAGGGAAAAUUGCAUGAUACAUCUGCACCCCCAGAAAGUGGGAAGAAGCGUCGACGAGGAGCAGCAACUUGA